UAGGGAUUCACUGCGAGGUCAUCGCAGUGAUGGAUGACGUCAUUUGAGCGACGCACUCGACCAGCAAAUCGUAUCGUGUAGCGCCGAUCAGACUUUCCACUCGAAUUCGGGGACGGAGCCUAUCAGAACCUGAUCAUGUAUCAGCUACCGUGUUUCAGCGUUCGACCCAUAGAUGGGGUGGAGAGUGAGAGUAUGACAGGGACCGACCUCACUGUGAUGUCAGUCAGCGAGAGGCAACUAAAUACCACGACGCGCCCGAGGAUGUUACACCUUGGUCUUUUGAUCCGUCUUAUACACCAUCAUCUUAGUAUCCCCAUAUAACGAAUUUGAACCUCAUCCGACAUAACGGUCAUGGCUGCAACCCAGGCUGCCAAUCUGGUGGAGAAGGCUGUCGGACACAGUGGCAACGCCACCGUUACCACAGAUAUCAGCAAUUAUACCGGAGAGUAUGGCCAGGAGACCGGGGAGAAGAUCAAGGCAACCAUCUGGCAAGGGAAAAACCAGGUCGAGGUUGUGGAGAUGCCUAAACCGAGAGUCGUAGAUGAAGAUGACGUACUGGUCAAAGUCACUGGCAGCACAAUCUGCGGAAGCGACAUUCAUCUGUAUCACGGCGUCAUUCCUCAACUUGAGAAAGGCGAUGUGCUGGGCCAUGAGUUCUGCGGAGUUGUCGAGAGUGUAGGUCCAGGGGCGAAGAACGUGAAGAAGGGAGAUCGCGUCGUGGCGGCGUUUCCGAUUGCGUGCGGCGACUGCAGGAAUUGCAAGAGGCAGCUGACUUCCCAAUGCGAGCGCACCAACGAGAACACCGUCACCAACGCCAUGUACGGGAAGCGGACGUCAGGCAUCUUUGGGUAUAGCCACUUCACUGGCGGCUUUGCUGGUGGCCAGGCCGAGUAUGUCCGGGUGCCAUAUGGCGAUGUCAACCUCCUGAAGCUUCCAGAUGACGUCCCCGAUGAGAAGGCGCUGUAUCUCUCGGAUGUCCUGGCCACGUCUUAUCACUGCGUGGUCGACACGGGUGUGAAUGAAGGCGAUGUGGUUGCCGUCUGGGGCGCAGGACCCAUUGGACAGAUGGUCUCCAGCUUCAGCUUCUCUCAGGGCGCCAGUCGAGUAAUCCUCAUUGAUGGCGGAGAAGGAGCCUGGCGCUUGGACUUCGUCAAGAGUAAGAUCCCGAAGCUCGAGACUCUGGACUUCACCAAGCUGCCUAGAGGCGAAUCCAUCACCUCGGAGUUGAAGAAGAUGGUCCCCGGCGGACCGGAUGUCGCAUUGGAUUGCACAUCGGGCGAAUAUGCCAAAGGAUGGGCACAUUAUUUUGAGAUGCUCCUUGGAAUGGAAACAGACACGUCGGAGAUGCUGAACGAAAUGAUUACAUCGGUUCGACCCUUCGGACGCAUCGGGGUCACUGGAGUUUAUGCAGGCUAUACGAAUCACUUCAACAUUGGUGCUUUGAUGCAGACGGGUGUUCGGCUCAUUGGUAAUGGCCAGGCCCCUGUGCAGAAGUAUUGGAAGUAUCUCCUGGAUCUCAUUCGGAAAGAGGAGAUCAACCCCUUGGAUAUUGUGACUCAUCGUGUCCGGCUGGAAGAUAUGGACAAGCUAUACGAAUUGUUUUCUCACCGCGAGGGAGGCAUCCAGAAGGUUUUCGUCCAGACCAAGCAUUCAGCUCACCCGUCAGCAGGAUCGCCAGCCCUUGUCGACCUUUAACUGUUGCGGUCUGCAUGCAGCCAACUUUACUAGUGUCGGAGUGAUGUCUAAAUUAUUGGCCUGUAUACCUUCAUGAUCAAUAGUACGAAUCACGAAACAUUCUGUCAGAUGCAGUAAAAUCUCAACAAAAGGGAAGGCAGGAAUUAGUGGAACCCAUAG
Molecule: messenger RNA, 1854 nt
Organism: Aspergillus sclerotioniger CBS 115572
Lineage: Eukaryota; Fungi; Ascomycota; Eurotiomycetes; Eurotiales; Aspergillaceae
Product: zinc-dependent alcohol dehydrogenase
Exons: 5
Coding region: 352-1695 (447 amino acids)
Molecular function (GO): zinc ion binding; oxidoreductase activity
Source: RefSeq, a predicted model, not a curated record